AUGACAUUUGAACAGACAACAAAAAAUAAUACACCAACUCUAAACUAUAUCGAUACACAACAUCAUUUCGAUUCUGAGAAUACACCAACUCUAAACUAUAUCGAUGAACAACAUCAUAUCGAUUCUGAGAAUACACCAACUCUAAACUAUAUCGAUACACAACAUCAUAUCGAUUCUGAGAAUACACCAACUCUAAACUAUAUCGAUACACAACAUCAUUUCGAUUCUGAGAAUACACCAACUCUAAACUAUAUCGAUACACAACAUCAUUUCGAUUCUGAGAAUACACCAACUCUAAACUAUAUCGAUACACAACAUCAUUUCGAUUCUGAGAAUACACCAACUCUAAACUAUAUCGAUACACAACAUCAUUUCGAUUCUGAGAAUACACCAACUCUAAACUAUAUCGAUACACAACAUCAUUUCGAUUCUGAGAAUACACCAACUCUAAACUAUAUCGAUACACAACAUCAUUUCGAUUCUGAGAAUACACCAACUCUAAACUAUAUCGAUACACAACAUCAUUUCGAUUCUGAGAAUACACCAACUCUAAACUAUAUCGAUACACAACAUCAUUUCGAUUCUGAGAAUACACCAACUCUAAACUAUAUCGAACCCGCGCCGAGUUGGCCGGCGUUGGGCGCCAAUUAUGCAGAACCUCGCCUUUUUUUUUAUUAAAGUAAAAAGACACAUUUCGUAAAUCAAAAAAAAAAAAAAAGGUGUUGGCAUGAAAUUAUCCUGAGAAUAA
Octopus sinensis (East Asian common octopus) is the source of this 748-nucleotide messenger RNA. RefSeq lists its product as uncharacterized. The coding region runs from base 1 to 678 and encodes 225 amino acids. NCBI's taxonomy places the organism in Eukaryota, Metazoa, Mollusca, Cephalopoda, Octopoda, Octopodidae. The transcript has 13 exons. The record is from RefSeq and is a predicted model, not a curated record.